Molecule: messenger RNA, 735 nt
Organism: Striga hermonthica
Lineage: Eukaryota; Viridiplantae; Streptophyta; Magnoliopsida; Lamiales; Orobanchaceae
Source: the annotation of a GenBank genome assembly
AUGGCGCAAACGAUGAUGUUGCUAAGCCCGUUUUCUCAGUUCGUGUUGCCACCAAGAAAUUGCAAUCGCGUUUUUUCUUACUCGAACAAAAGUACCAUUGUUGCUCUCUUCAAGUCGAAACCCAAGGCUACACCAGUGAAGAAGGAGAAGCCAAAGGUUGAAGAUGGCAUAUUUGGGACAUCAGGUGGAAUUGGUUUCACUAAGCAAAAUGAACUAUUUGUUGGUCGUGUUGCCAUGAUUGGUUUUGCGGCAUCCUUGUUAGGAGAGGCAAUUACUGGAAAGGGUAUAUUGUCACAAUUGAAUUUAGAAACUGGAAUCCCAAUUUAUGAAGCUGAGCCACUUCUCCUAUUUUUCAUCCUUUUCAAUCUUCUUGGAGCCAUUGGAGCUUUAGGGGAUCGUGGCCGAUUUGUAGACGACUCAACCGGACUUGAAAAGGCGGUUAUAGCCCCCGGCAAAGGUUUCCGCUCGGCUCUGGGCCUUGGAGAAGGAGGCCCUUUGUUCGGGUUCACAAAGGCGAACGAGCUAUUUGUUGGGAGAUUGGCACAACUCGGGAUCGCAUUCUCCAUCAUCGGUGAAAUUGUCACCGGAAAGGGCGCUCUGGCGCAGCUAAACAUAGAAACCGGAGUUCCUAUCAAUGAAAUCGAACCCCUUCUGUUGUUCAAUGUGGCUUUCUUCUUCUUUGCCGCCAUAAAUCCCGGUACCGGAAAAUUUGUCACCGACGAUGAAGAGGACUAA